Pistacia vera is the source of this 14623-nucleotide messenger RNA. Its product is annotated as chromatin structure-remodeling complex protein SYD-like. The transcript has 38 exons. The record is from RefSeq and is a predicted model, not a curated record. Bases 97 to 14358 code for a protein of 4753 amino acids. Gene Ontology annotation, molecular function: ATP binding; ATP-dependent chromatin remodeler activity; histone binding. Gene Ontology annotation, biological process: positive regulation of transcription by RNA polymerase II. Gene Ontology annotation, cellular component: nucleus. NCBI's taxonomy places the organism in Eukaryota, Viridiplantae, Streptophyta, Magnoliopsida, Sapindales, Anacardiaceae.
AUCUAAGGCAAAAACCUUCUCUAUGUAGGUGAGCAACCAAUUGGUGUCAACGACGACAACGUUUUUCGUGUCGGAUCUCCGACCAGUUGAAAUGAGAUGGCGUCUUCACACAAUGUCGAGUUGGAAGCAGCAAAGUUUUUGCACAAGCUCAUUCAAGAUUCUAAAGAUGAGCCUGCAAAAUUGGCUACAAAACUUUACGUGAUAUUGCAACAUAUGAAAUCAAGUGGGAAGGAGCAUUCAAUGCCAUAUCAAGUUAUAUCAAGGGCGAUGGAGACAGUUAUCAAUCAGAAUGGUCUUGAUAUUGAAGCUUUGAAGUCAUCACGUCUUCCUUUGACCAGUGGGACUCAAAUGGGGGAUUCUUCAACAGCUCAAUGUGCAGGAUCUUCUUCACAGGUGGUUGGAGUUGCGAAAGAUCCCAAAAUGGGCUUGACUGAAAAUGAAAUGUCUAAAAUUGACCCAUUUACUUCUAGUAGGCCGCCUGUGGGCCCUAAUACUGCAGGACACGAUUAUUAUCAAGCAUCUGGAACUCAUAGAAGUAGUCAGUCUUUUGAUCACGAAAGUCCAUCUAGUUUGGACACUAGGUCUGCCAACUCACAAUCACAAGAAAGGCAAAAAGAUGGUAAAAAGGCUGCAACUAAGAGGAAGAGGGGUGAUUCAUCAAUUCCAGUGGAAUCACAAAAUGAGAACCCCCAGCAACAUGAUUCCCGGAACCCUGUGGUUAAUGCAAGGAGGGGCAAGAUGAAUAAGGUUGAAUCACCUGGGGGUUUUUCAGUUAAAGGUGGUGAGCUUUCUAACUUUAACAUGAUUCCAAGUGGUGGUCAAAUGGAACAUUUUUCAUCUUUGUCUGGCAACAUGAGUUCAGUACUUAGAGUCAAACAAGAGGGUCAAAAUGUUACUGAAAAGCCAAUGGAUUCAGCUAACAUUAGUAAUUCACUUUCGAGGGCUUCGGCUUCAAAAUUCCCUGAAGAGGUGGAAGUUUCCUCUUCUCAUAACACUUCAGGACAGCAGCAAGGGAGUUCCCUUCCUUCUACAAAUGACAUUCUUGCUUCUAGGGGUGUAUGGAAUAGAGCAGGAUUUCCGUUUGAAAGAUCUCAUGUUCCCAAGUUUUCUUCAAAUGUUGUUCCCAGUAACAUGAUGUCAGAAUCUGCAAUGCAACAUCCAACAGUAUCAUCUCUUGGAGGAAGUGCUUUUGGCAAGGUUCAUGGAGGGUUACCUGUUGGUCCAAGUUCAUUCCCAGCAGGAGAAUUGGGCUCCUCAAUGCUUAACCCAGCAGAAGCCCAAUUGUCUAAUAAUCAAGGGGAUGAAACAUCUAUGGCGCAUCCUAGUGGAAAGGUUAUGGAGCAUGAUGGAAGUCCAAAUACAUUAACAGAUUCAAAUAGGGUUGUUCAGGUUGGCCGCCAAAAUAGCAUUUCAGGUACAACUAUGCUUAGAACCACACCUUCUAGAGAUACAGGUAAAUCUUCUAUUUCCCAGGCCCCUGCAUUCUCUAACAUACCUUUUAAGGAACAACAGCUGAAGCAACUCCGAGCCCAGUGCCUUGUCUUUUUAGCUUUCAGAAAUGGUUUGAUGCCAAAGAAACUGCAUCUUGAAAUUGCACUUGGAAACGUCUUUCCAAAAGAAGGUGGCAAUGUAGAUGUUUCACGCAAGGAGCUCAUGGACCACCAUGCAGCAAAACCACAAUCGUUGAAUGAUCAAAGUAGCAUUCCUGGAGUUGUGGCACCAUUUGGAAGGCUUAGUAAUGCCAGGGAAACUGAUCGAAUCCCUUCAGGUGCUUCAUCUUCUGGAAGAAUCCUGGAGGUUGACUCCUUGUCCAGGGAGGCUGAGAACUCAAAAUUGAUGGAGGACAAAAGUGGCUUACCUCCUGAUCACUUUGUACUUGCUGAAGGGAAACAACUACUAGCUACAAGAAAAACAGAGGCUGAAAUGCAGAAUCAAGACAACCUGGAAUCUCAGACAUUUUUAGCAACUACAUCACAGCAGCCUGAAUAUGUGAGUACAAGGGGCAGUUUAGCAAUUAGUAACUCUGUGGAUGACAUGGAAAAUGGCCAUCUGUUGGUUGGUCGGGCUAACGUUGCCUCUUCUGUAAUGGUAAAUAAACAGAUGAACUCUGAGAUGAAUAGCUGGACUGGUAUUGGCAGUCAGAAUGAGGUUUCAAGAAGACCCCUACCAGCCUCUGGUGUUCAGUAUGAAUUGGGGCCAGAAAGAAAAGACAAUGCUCCUACUCAGUUUCAAAGUGUUGUUAACAGUGGUCUUUCAGGAUAUCAACACGCUGAUGGUCACUUGUCUUCUUUGUCAAUGAGGGAGCAGUGGAAACCAGUUUCAGGAACUAACAAUGAUCAUCGUGCAAUCAUUUCAAUGAAGGAUGCUAGUUUGAUGCCAAAACAUGUGUCUCAGGAUGAUUCAAAGUUUUCAGAUGGGAACAAAGCACUUCCAGUUGAUAACUCAUUUAGAAAUGGCAUUGCUUUCACGGCAGAGAAUAGUGAGGAAGAUAAGUCACUGCAUUCUAAUAUGCCACCUGCUCCGAAGUAUACCAUGUCAGAGAAAUGGAUUAUGGAUAUGCAGAGAAGGAAACUAUUGGCUGAGCAAAGUUGGAUAGUAAAGCAGCAAAAAACAAAGCAAAAAAUUUCUGCUUGUUAUGAUAAGUUAAAGGAAAACGUGAGCUCAUCUGAAGAUAUAUCUGCCAAAACCAAAAGUGUCAUAGAACUGAAGAAGCUGCAAUUGUUGGGACUUCAACGUCGUCUCAGGAGCGAUUUUCUAAACGAUUUUUUUAAACCAGUUUCAACUGACAUGGAUCGGUUGAAAUCAUAUAAGAAGCAUAGACAUGGUAGAAGGAUAAAACAGCUCGAAAAACAUGAGCAGAAAAUGAAGGAAGAGAGACAAAAGAGAAUUCGUGAGAGGCAGAAGGAGUUCUUCAGUGAGAUAGAAGUCCACAAGGAGAGGCUUGAUGAUGUAUUUAAAAUUAAGAGAGAACGCUGGAGGGGUCUUAAUAAAUAUGUUAAGGAGUUCCAUAAAAGAAAGGAACGUAUUCAUCGUGAGAAGAUUGACAGAAUCCAGCGUGAGAAGAUUAAUUUAUUGAAGAUAAAUGAUGUGGAGGGAUAUCUGCGAAUGGUGCAGGAUGCCAAAUCCGAUCGGGUAAAGCAACUUCUCAAAGAGACUGAGAAAUAUCUUCAAAAGCUUGGAUCCAAGCUGCAAGAGGCUAAGACUGUGGCAAGUCGUUUCGAACAUGAUAUGGAUGAAACAAGAGCUCCAAUAAUUGAAAAGUAUGAGCCAGCUGUGGAAAAUGAAGAUGAAAGUGACCAAGCAAAGCAUUACUUGGAAAGCAAUGAGAAGUACUAUUUGAUGGCCCAUAGUGUUAAGGAGAGUAUUUCAGAGCAGCCAAAUUGUCUUCACGGUGGAAAACUGAGGGAGUACCAGAUGAAUGGACUAAGGUGGUUGGUAUCACUUUACAACAAUCAUUUGAAUGGAAUCUUAGCUGAUGAAAUGGGCCUUGGAAAAACUGUCCAGGUUAUUGCUCUAAUUUGUUACCUUAUGGAAACCAAAAAUGAUAGAGGACCCUUUUUAGUGGUUGUACCAUCGUCAGUUCUACCUGGGUGGGACUCAGAAAUCAACUUUUGGGCUCCUGGAAUACUUAAGAUUGUAUAUUCUGGGCCUCCAGAGGAGAGGCGUAAAUUAUUCAAGGAAAAAAUUGUGCAUCAGAAAUUCAAUGUGCUUCUGACAACGUAUGAGUAUCUGAUGAACAAGCACGAUAGACCAAAACUUAGCAAGAUACAUUGGCAUUAUAUUAUAAUUGAUGAAGGCCACCGUAUAAAAAAUGCAUCUUGCAAGUUGAAUGCGGACUUGAAGCACUAUCACAGUUCUCACAGAUUGUUGUUAACUGGAACACCACUACAGAAUAAUCUUGAAGAACUUUGGGCAUUACUCAACUUUUUGUUGCCGAAUAUAUUCAAUUCAUCAGAAGAUUUUUCCCAAUGGUUCAACAAACCAUUUCAAAGUAAUGGAGACAGUUCACCUGAUGAAGCUUUGUUAUCUGAGGAGGAGAAUCUGUUAAUCAUAAACCGUUUGCACCAAGUUCUACGACCCUUUGUACUUCGGAGGCUGAAACACAAGGUUGAAAAUGAACUGCCUGAAAAGAUUGAGAGACUUAUAAGAUGUGAGGCUUCCGCCUAUCAGAAGCUGUUAAUGAAGAGAGUUGAAGAAAAUCUUGGUUCAAUUGGAAAUUCAAAGGCUCGGUCGGUUCAUAACUCUGUUAUGGAGCUUCGAAAUAUAUGCAAUCAUCCGUAUCUCAGCCAGCUUCAUGCAGAGGAGGUUGACAAUUUAAUACCUAAGCAUUAUCUGCGACCAAUUAUUCGACUUUGUGGGAAGCUUGAGAUGCUAGAUAGAUUACUCCCAAAACUGAAAGCAACUGAUCAUCGGGUUCUUUUCUUUUCCACCAUGACUAGGCUGCUUGAUGUCAUGGAGGAGUAUCUCACCUUUAAACGAUACCCAUACCUUAGGUUGGAUGGGCAUACAUCUGGGGGUGACCGAGGUGCCCUCAUUGACAAAUUCAACCAACAAGAUUCACCCUAUUUUAUAUUUCUUCUCAGCAUUCGUGCUGGUGGUGUUGGAGUUAAUCUUCAAGCUGCUGAUACUGUGAUCAUAUUCGACACCGACUGGAAUCCACAGGUUGAUCUGCAAGCACAGGCAAGGGCUCAUAGAAUUGGCCAGAAGAGGGAAGUGCUUGUUCUUAGAUUUGAAACAGUUCAAACUGUUGAGGAACAAGUUAGAGCUUCAGCUGAGCACAAACUGGGAGUUGCUAAUCAGAGUAUUACAGCUGGUUUCUUUGAUAAUAAUACAAGUGCUGAAGAUCGUAGGGAAUACUUGGAGUCUUUGCUGCGGGAGAGUAAGAAAGAGGAAGCUGCACCUGUAUUAGAUGAUGAUGCUUUAAAUGAUGUCUUAGCCCGCAGUGAAUCUGAGAUUGAUGUAUUUGAAUCAGUUGACAAACAAAGGCGAGAAGAAGAGAUGGCAAUGUGGAAAAAUUUGGUUGGCGGACACGGGAUGGAUGGUUCUGAGCCUUUACCUCCCUUGCCUUCUCGCCUUGUUACUGAUGACGAUUUGCAAGUAUUCUAUAAAGCAAUGAAGAUAUUUGAUGUACCAAAGACUGUGGUAACACCUCAAGUUGGUGUAAAGCGGAAGAAUGAGUAUCUUGGGGCCCUUGAUACUAAACAAUAUGGAAGAGGCAAGAGAGCAAGAGAGGUGAGGUCGUAUGAAGAGCAAUGGACAGAAGAGGAAUUUGAAAAGUUGUGUCAAGCUGACUCUCCUGAAUCCCCUAAGUUGAAGGAGGGAGGAACAGAAAAGAACUUGCCAACAGUCACCAGCAGCUCUACAGUAUCUCUUGAUAUCACAGAACCUCCUGCUGUACUCACUCCACCCCCUUCACCUCCUGCACCCCUUCCACCACCUCCACCUCCUCCACCACCCUCUGUGGAUCCUCCACAGUUACAGCAAAACAAAGAGGUAACACCACCAUCUAAGCGGGGUCGUGGAAGGCCAAGAAGGGCAGAUAAAUCUCCAAUUGCAAUGGUUAUCCCAGCAUCUUCUGGAACUGGAAAAGUGGAGACAGGGUUACAGAGAGAUACAGUGACCAGCCAUUCAGCAACCUUGGAUCCUGGUUCAUUGCCUGGAUCUAUUGUUGUCAGUGGAUCUUCGCAACAUGUUGGUGCAGGGAUUGCUCUCAGCUCUCAGGCAACCUCCGAGUUCCAUCCUGCUACUCCUGGCUCACAAUCUGCACCUGGAUGCCCUUCCAUACCUGUACAAUCAAGGGGACGAGGCCGGAAGAUUCAGAGUGGUGAACAAGCAACCCGGCGUAGGGGAAAGAAACAUGGUUCAGUGUUACCUGCUGUUCAAGAUGGUUUAUCAAGUACUGGUCCUGAUCCAAAAAUAAAUGAGCAAUCCCAGAGUAAAUCUGCGAAUCCUGCUGGGAGCCAGCCUAUUGCCAUAGUUGCAACUGGUUCUAGCAUUCCUGUGGCUCCUGUUCCUGCUUCUUUACCUAGUUCUACUGUUAAAGAUCUUAGUGGAACUAGUGAUCCUUCUGUUGUAGGGGAUGCUUUGAAUUCUGUACCAGUCACUCAUGUAACAUCUGUUCCUACUGCACCUCAACCCUCCCUCCCCUGUCCUCCAGCACCCAUGCAAAAUAAAGGGCAGAGCAGGAAGACUCAAAGCGGAGUGGUGACCCCCCGGCGUAGAGGAAAGAGACAGGCGGUGAUAUCGCCUCCUGUUCCUGCUGGUCUGGAUACGAAAUCAGAUCUUCAAUCAGAGGAUAACCGUGGGGAUCUGUCAGGAAGUAAAGCUGUUUCAAUGAGAAGUAAACAAGAUAUCGUGUCUCAGGAAUUGUCAAAUGCAAUUCAGAAGCAACCAUGUGGUGUUGGUGAACCUGCUGAUACUUCUGGUCAGGAAAAAAAAUCUAUUGAGCAAUCAGAUAAUGCUGUCCAGCACCCACAUCCAACAAGCUCAUUGGCAUUGCAUGAUACCAGUGGCAGAUCUUCUGCUCCUGCUUCUGUACAAGUUCCAAGUGCUGCUUUAUCUGAUGUUGCUUCAGGGUCAAGGGAGGAUUUAUCUGAAAAUGGCUCUUCAAAAGGUGGGGCUGUUCCAACUACAGCUGUAUCAAGUAAAACUGUUGUUGAGGUGAUCAAGAACCAAAAUUCCAAGGACAAAGCUUGUACCGAUAUAUCAAAUCUGAAGACUGCAUCUCAAGCUGCUGACUCUGUAGCUGACUCUUUUCCUGGUUCUACUGCUGUAGAAGACAUCAAUGAAAUGAUGCAGCCAGUUGCUGGAGCAACUGCUCCUGGGUCUCUGUCAAUUUCUACUGACCCUUCCGUUGCUGCAGCUUAUCAAUCUACCCCUUCUCAGGCUCCAGAAUCUGUUCCAGUGAAAAGGCAAGGUCGUAAAACUCCUAGCAGAGGAGAAGCACCUAGGCGAAGGGGAAAGAGACAGGCUUUGGGAUUAUCUGCAACUCCUGAUGGGUCUGUUGGCCUAGAUCCAAAAUUAAAUCAGCAAUCACAUAGCAAACCCAGGGAUAUGAUAGGAAGCAAAACCAUUGCCCCAAGAAAUAAACAAGAGAUUGAUGCUAAGGAAUUGACUGAGGUUAUCCAGACACCUGUAUGCGAAGUCCCAUCUCCUGGUGGUUUAGCUGGUCAGGAUCCAAAACGAAAAGAAACAUGUACAAACCCAGUUCUUGGACGAAUUCAGACUGCUGAUGUAACUGAUGUUGCUCGUGUCAUGAAGGAGAUUUUCUCUGAAACUUGCUCAGCAAAAGCUAAAGCUGGUGAAUGUUCCGGGAUUGAAGCUAGGGAUAAUACUACGCCUGUAUCCAGUAACAUCCUUCCCGAGGUGGCCCAAAACCAAAGUUCAAAGGAUAAAGCAUGUCCAGAGAUGCCAACUUUGGAAACAGUCCCUCCAGGUUUGGACAUUCCCAUCAAUAAGAAUAAAGAGCAGCCUGGAAUAGAAAGUGAUGCAACUUUUAAAGGUGACACUGAGAUUUUCUCUGAAACUUUCUCAUCAGUGAACCUGUUCAAAAGGUGCCCCAAAAUCAAGUUCAGAUGUAAAGCUGCCCCCAUGUCGCAACUUGGAACUGACCCUCCUGGUUCUGACGUUCUGAUCAACAAGCAUAAGGAGUUGGAACUGAAAGUGAGGUCGUAUGAAGAGCAAUGGACAGAAGAGGAAUUUGAAAAGUUGUGUCAAGCUGACUCUCCUGAAUCCCCUAAGGUGAAGGAGGGAGGAACAGAAAAGAACUUGCCAACAGUCACCAGCAGCUCUACAGUAUCUCUUGAUAUCACAGAACCUCCUGCUGUACUCACUCCACCCCCUUCACCCCCUGCACCCCUUCCACCACCUCCACCUCCUCCACCACCCUCUGUGGAUCCUCCACAGUUACAGCAAAACAAAGAGGUAACACCACCAUCUAAGCGGGGUCGUGGAAGGCCAAGAAGGGCAGAUAAAUCUCCAAUUGCAAUGGUUAUCCCAGCAUCUUCUGGAACUGGAAAAGUGGAGACAGGGUUACAGAGAGAUACAGUGACCAGCCAUUCAGCAACCUUGGAUCCUGGUUCAUUGCCUGGAUCUAUUGUUGUCAGUGGAUCUUCGCAGCAUGUUGGUGUAGGGAUUGCCCUCAGCUCUCAGGCAACCUCCGAGUUCCAUCCUGCUACUCCUGGCUCACAAUCUGCACCUGGAUGCCCUUCCAUACCUGUACAAUCAAGGGGACGAGGCCGGAAGAUUCAGAGUGGUGAACAAGCAACCCGGCGUAGGGGAAAGAAACAUGGUUCAGUGUUACCUGCUGCUCAAGAUGGUUUAUCAAGUACUGGUCCUGAUCCAAAAAUAAAUGAGCAAUCCCAGAGUAAAUCUGCAAAUCCUGCUGGGAGCCAGCCUAUUGCCAUAGUUGCAACUGGUUCUAGCAUUCCUGUGGCUCCUGUUCCUGCUUCUUUACCUAGUUCUACUGUUAAAGAUCUUAGUGGAACUAGUGAUCCUUCUGUUGUAGGGGAUGCUUUGAAUUCUGUACCAGUCACUCAUGUAACAUCUGUUCCUACUGCACCUCAACCCUCCCUCCCCUGUCCUCCAGCACCCAUGCAAACUAAAGGGCAGAGCAGGAAGACUCAAAGCGGAGUGGUGACCCCCCGGCGUAGAGGAAAGAGACAGGCGGUGAUAUCGCCUCCUGUUCCUGCUGGUCUGGAUACGAAAUCAGAUCUUCAAUCAGAAGAUAACCCUGGGGAUCUGUCAGGAAGUAAAGCUGUUUCAAUGAGAAGUAAACAAGAUAUCGUGUCUCAGGAAUUGUCAAAUGCAAUUCAGAAGCAACCAUGUGGUGUUGGUGAACCUGCUGAUACUUCUGGUCAGGAAAAAAAAUCUAUUGAGCAAUCAGAUAAUGCUGUCCAGCACCCACAUCCAACAAGCUCAUUGGCAUUGCAUGAUACCAGUGGCAGAUCUUCUGUUCCUGCUUCUGUACAAGUUCCAAGUGCUGCUUUAUCUGAUGUUGCUUCAGGGUCAAGGGAGGAUUUAUCUGAAAAUGGCUCUUCAAAGGGUGGGGCUGUUCCAACUACAGCUGUAUCAAGUAAAACUGUUGUUGAGGUGAUCAAGAACCAAAAUUCCGAGGACAAAGCUUGUACCGAUAUAUCAAAUCUAAAGACUGCAUCUCAAGCUGCUGACUCUGUAGCUGACUCUUUUCCUGGUUCUACUGCUGUAGAAGACAUCAAUGAAAUGAUGCAGCCAGUUGCUGGAGCAACUGCUCCUGGGUCUCUGUCAAUUUCUACUGACCCUUCCGUUGCUGCAGCUUAUCAAUCUACCCCUUCUCAGGCUCCAGAAUCUGUUCCAGUGAAAAGGCAAGGUCGUAAAACUCCUAGCAGAGGAGAAGCACCUAGGCGAAGGGGAAAGAGACAGGCUUUGGGAUUAUCUGCAACUCCUGAUGGGUCUGUUGGCCUAGAUCCAAAAUUAAAUCAGCAAUCACAUAGCAAACCCAGGGAUAUGAUAGGAAGCAAAACCAUUGCCCCAAGAAAUAACCAAGAGAUUGAUGCUAAGGAAUUGACUGAGGUUAUCCAGACACCUGUAUGCGAAGUCCCAUCUCUUGGUGGUUUAGCUGGUCAGGAUCCAAAACGAAAAGAAACAUGUACAAACCCAGUUCUUGGACGAAUUCAGACUGCUGAUGUAACUGAUGUUGCUCGUGUCAUGAAGGAGAUUUUCUCUGAAACUUGCUCAGCAAAAGCUAAAGCUGGUGAAUGUUCAGGGAUUGAAGCUAGGGAUAAUACUACGCCUGUAUCCAGUAACACCCUUCCCGAGGUGGCCCAAAACCAAAGUCCAAAGGAUAAAGUAUGUCCAGAGAUGCCAACUUUGGAAACAGUCCCUCCAGGUUUGGACAUUCCCAUCAAUAAGAAUAAAGAGCAGCCUGGAAUAGAAAGUGAUGCAACUUUUAAAGGUGACACUGAGAUUUUCUCUGAAACUUUCUCAUCCAAAGAUAAAUCUGAUGACCCUUCUGGGAGUGAAGAUAAAAAUGCUUCUAUCAUAGCUGUAUCCAGUAACAAUGUUGCAGAGGUUGUCCAAAACCACGGUUCAGAGGAUAAAACAUGUCCAGAGAUGCCAACUUUGGAAACAGCACGGCCAGGUUUUGACUCUGCCAUCAACACACAUGAGGACCAAUUUGAAACUGGAAAUGACGCAAAAAGUAAACAUGAUAAGGAGAUUACAUCCGAAACAUGCUCAUGUAAAGCUGGUGUACCUUUUGAGAGUGAAGGUAAUGAUGAUCCUACUAUGGCUGUAUCCAGUGAACCUGUUCAAAAGGUGCCCCAAAAUCAAAGUUCAGAUGAUAAAGCCUGCCCACAUGUGCCAACUUUGGAAACUGACCCUCCUGGUUCUGACGUUCUAAUCAACAAGCAUAAGGAGUCUGGAACUGAAAGUGACCCAAAAGUUACAGGUGACAAGGAGAUUUUCUCUGAAACUUGCUCAUCAAAAGCCAAAGCUGGUGAUUCCUCUGGGAGUGAAGUUAACCAUAUUGUGAAAAUACAAAGUUCAGAUGAUAAAGCCUGUCCUGAAAUGCCAACUUUGGAAACUGUCCCUCCUGGUUUUGACAUUCUAAUCAACAAGCAUAAGGAGUCUAGGACUGAAAGUUAUGCAAAAGUUACGGGUGACAAGGAGAUUUCCUCUGAAACUUGCUCAUCAAAAGCUAAAGCUGGUUACUUUUCUGGGAGUUACAGUAUGAAUGCUCCUAAUAUAGCUGUAUCCACUAGCACCAUCAUGGAGGUGGUCCAAAACCAGAGUUCAGAAGAUAAAACUUGUCCAGAGAUGCCGAUGUUGGGAACAGUCUCUCCUGAUUCUGACAUCACAAUUAAUGAGCAUAAAGAACAAUCUGGGACUGAAAGUGAUGCAAUUAUUAGAGGCAACAAUGAGAUUGUCUCGGAGACCUGCUCAUCAAAAGCUACAGUUGGAGAUUCUCCUGGUAGUGAAGGUAUGGGUGCUCAUGGUAUAGCUGUAUCCGGAAAUACUGUUUCAGAGGUGGUCCAAGACCAAAGAUCAGAGGAUAGAACCGGUCCAGAGAUUCCAACUCUGGAAACAGCCCCUCCAGAUUCUGAUAUUCCAAUCAACAAGCAUGAAGAACAGCCUGGGACCAAAAGUGAUGUAGAAAUUAAAGGUGACAAUUCUCUGUUCUCUUGUGAGCCUCAGGUCUUACAAACUGAAGCUUCCAAACCUGAAAGUAAGACUGAUGAUGGUUCUGCUGAGAACUUGGGUGAUUUAAGAGAACCAAGACAGCUUCCUGAUGAGAAAUCAAUAGUGGAAAGUACCUCAGAGAUCAGUGGUACAGUUCAGCUCAAUGCUAUGCAAAAGAAAGAUGUUCUUGCUCAGGAAUUACUUGCACCUGACAGUGAUCGUGCAGGUUCUAAUAUAGGGUUAUCCAACAGUCAGGUUCCCAGCGUGGUGCCGCUUUCUGACGCGACUGAGAAGGAUUUUGGGGACACAACAAUGACUUCAUCAAAUGAUUCUCCCAAAUCAUCUUCUGUUGGUGUUAGCCAUGCUGACUGUCAUGACAGAACAAGCACCCUUGUUUCCACUGCAGCAGAGCCUCCUAGCUUAAUUAGGCCUUCCUCAAAUGUCUCUCAAGAAACUUCUCUUCUUGCUGUCAGCAGCAUUGAGGCUUCCUCAAUUCUGACAUGUGAUCAAAUGGAUGUUUCUAAGGAUAGUGAGGUAAUGCCAGAGAACUUAUCUGAGGACUUAGGUCCACCCUCAUCCGCAGUAGCAUUUGAGGAAGAUAAGGUUGAGGGCUGCCCAGAGAAAGAUUCUGUUUGCAACUUAGUGGAACUAGAUAAUUCAAAGGGGUCUGAAGCAGUUAAUCAAAAGGAUGUUUCUCAGAGUGGUGAGGCUGUGGCAGAGAGCUUAUCUGAGGAUUUGGGUCUGCCAUCACCCAGUGAGAUUGAGGAAGAGAAGAUUAAUGAUUCAACUCAGAAGGAUAUAGAUAGCAGCUUAGUCGUGGUACUAGAUGAUUUAAAAGGGUCUGUAGGUGAAGCAGAUGACCAAAUUAAUGUUUCUCAGGGUGACAGGGGUUCGGGUCUGCUUUCAUCCUUGGUGAUUGAGGAAGUAAAGAUAGAUGGUUCCUCUGAGAUGAAUAUAGUUGGCAACUUAGUGUCAGCAGAGGAUUCAAAAGCUUCUGCAGGUGAAGCAGCUGAACAAAUUGAUGUUUCUCAGGGUGGUGAUGUCAUGCCAGAGAUCUUAUCAAAUGACUUAGAUCUGCCUUCAUCCUCCAUGGUGAUUGAGGAGGAAAUAAUUGAGGGAUCCUCUGAAAAAGAUCCAGUUACCAGCAUAGUGUCAGUGGAGGAUUCAAAAGGUUCUUUAGGUGAAGGAGGUGAAAAAAUUGACGUUUCUCAGAGUGGUGACAUCAUGCCAGAGAACUUAUCAAAGGACUUAGAUCUGCCUGCAUCCUCCAUGGUGAUUGAGGAAGAAAAAAUUGAGGGAUCCUCUGAAAAAGAUCCAGUUAGCAGCUUAGUGUCAGUGGAGGAUUCAAAAGGUUCCAUAGGUGAAGCAGGUAAUCAAAUGAAUGUUUCUUCGGGUGCUGGGGUUGUGCAGGAGAACUUAUCUGAGAAUUCUGGUCUGCCUCUAUCCUCCAUGGUGAUUGAGGAAGAAAAGAUAGAUGGUUCCUCUGAGAAGGAUAGAGUUAGCGACUUAGUGCCAGCAGAGCAUUCAAAAGCUUCUGUAGGUGAAGCAGGUGAACAAAUUGUUGUUUCUCAGGGUGUUGAUGUCAUGCCAGAGAAUUUAUCGAAGGACUUAGAUCUGCCUUCAGCCUCCAUGGUGAUUGAGGAAGAAAAAAUUGAGGGAUCCUCUGAAAAAGAUCCAGUUAGCAGCUUAGUGUCACUGGAGGAUUCAAAAGCUUCUGUAGGUGAAGCAGGUGAACAAGUUGAUGUUUCUCAGGGUGGUGAUGUCAUGCCACAGAAUUUAUCAAAGGACUUGGAUCUGCCUUCAUCCUCCAUGGUGAUAGAGGAUGAAAAAAUUGAGGGAUCCUCUGAAAAAGAUCCAGUUAGCAGCUUAGUGUCAGCGGAGGAUUCAAAAGGUUUUGUAGGUGAAGCAGGUGAUCAAAUGAAUGUUUCUUCGGAUGCUGGGGUUGUGCAAGAGACCUUAUCUGAGGAUUCGUGUCUGCCUUCAUCCGUCUUGGUGGCUGAGGAAGAAAAGAUAGAUGGUUCCUCUGAGAAGGAUAUAGUUAGCAACUUAGUGUCAGCGGAGGAUUCAAAAGCUUCUGUAGGUGAAGCAGGUGAAAAAAUUGAUGUUUCUCAGGGUGGUGAUGUCAUGCCAGAGAACUUAUCAAACGACUUAGAUCUGCCUUCAUCCUCUAUGGUAAUUGAGGAGGAAAAAAUUGAGGGAUCCUCUGAAAAAGAUCCAGUUAGCAGCUUAGUGUCAGUGGAGGAUUCAAAAGCUUCAGUAGAUGAACCAGGUGAGCAAGUUGAUGUUUCUCAGGGUGGUGACGUCAUGCCAGAGAACUUAUCAAAGGACUUAGAUCUCCCUUCAUCCUCCAUGGUAAUUGUGGAGGAAAAAAUUGAGGGAUCCUCUGAAAAAGAUCCAGUUAGCGGCUUAGUGUCAGUGGAGGAUUCAAAGGCUUCUGUAGGUGAAGCCGGUGAACAGAUUGAUGUUUCUCAGGGUUGUGAUGUUAUGCCAGAGAACUUAUCAAAGGACUUAGAUUUGCCUUCAUCUUUCAUGGUGAUUGAGGAAGAAAAAAUUGAGGGAUCCUCUGAAAAAGAUCGAGUCAGCAGCUUAGUGUCAGUGGAGGAUUCAAAAGUUUCUGUAGGUGAAGCAGGUGAACAGAUUGAUGUUUCUGAGGGUGGUGACAUCAUGCCAGAGGGCUUAUCAAAGGACUUAGAUCUGCCUUCAUCCUCCAUGGUGAUUGAGGAAGAAAAAAUUGAGGGAUCCUCUGAAAAAGAUCCAGUUAGCAGCUUAGUGUUGGUGGAGGAUUCAAAAGGUUCUGUAGGUGAAGCAGGUAAUCAAAUGAAUGUUUCUUUGGAUGCUGCGGUUGUGCAAGAGAACUUAUCUGAGGAUCCGGGUCGGCCUUUAUCCUCGAUGGUUGAGGUAGAAAAGAUAGAUGAUUCCUCUGAGAAGGAUAUAGUUUUAGUGUCACUGGAGGAUCCAAAAGGGUCUGUAGCUGAAGCAGGGAAUCAGAUAGAUGUUGCUUCGGGUGCUGGGGUUGAGCAAGAACCUGUUUCAGAAGACUUGGGUCUGCCCGCACCUUCCAUGGCAGUGGAGCUGGUCAAGCAAGAACCUGUUUCAGGAGACUCGGGUUUGCCCACGUUUUCCAUGGCAGUGGAGCAAGAAAAGACUGAGGUUUUGUCUGAGAAGGAUCCAAAUGGCAGCUCAGCCUCACAGGAGUUAUAGAUGGUGGAAGAAGAGACUAAAAACCAACCUGAAAUGGACCCAGUUAGCAGUUCAGUAGCACCUGAGGAAUCAAGAGGUUCUGAAGCUGAGUAAAUGUACCAAGUUAGGGUUAUUGUAUAGUUUUGUUUGAAUUUCUUCCCAUAUGUAACUUAUUUUAAAAGGGCUGACUUGAUGCAUUCAGAUAACUAAUUACACUAUUGGUACUGUAAAUAAUUCCAAUUUUAUCAAGAUGCAGCACCAUUAAUGUAAUAUAUUAAUUUGUGUA